Molecule: messenger RNA, 918 nt
Organism: Recurvomyces mirabilis
Lineage: Eukaryota; Fungi; Ascomycota; Dothideomycetes; Mycosphaerellales; Teratosphaeriaceae
Exons: 2
Coding region: 1-918 (305 amino acids)
Source: RefSeq, a predicted model, not a curated record
AUGGGCAUAUUCAAGGGUGGCGCUCUGCGCAUCGUACAGAGUGCUCUGUACACGCUCGAGUUCCUUUGCGCAGGGUUGAUCUUGGCGAUAUACUCCUACUUCCUGUCCGUUUUGGCCGACAGGAAACUCCCCAUCUACAACUGGGAAAAAGCAGUUGAAGGGCUUUCCGGCGCAGCUGUCCUUUACCUCAUUGCUGCAACCCUUCUGACCUGCUGCCUCGGCGGCGUCUCGUUCUUUGCUACUCUCGCCAUCAUCCUCGAUAUCCUCUUCUGCGGUGCCAUGAUCGCUAUCGCGGUCAUGACUCGUCAAGGCGCUGGCUCCUGCAGUGGCUACGUUCGCACACCUCUCGGCAACGGCCAGGCAAACAGCGGAACUGGUGGGUUCGGCAACUUUGGCUCGGGCAACAACGAGAAUGUCACCUACUCUGUGCACCUCAAGACUGCCUGCAGACUUAAUACAGUCUGCUUCGCUGUCGCCAUUAUCGGCGCCUUCCUCUUCAUCAUCACCGCUGCCAUGCAACUCCUCUUGAUAAAGAAUCAUAAGAAGGAGAAGCGUUAUGGUCCAGGCCCAGACAACAACUACACCAAGGGCUCUGGCAAGAAGCGUGGUGGGUUAUUUGGUCGCAAGAACAAGAAGAAUAACCUCGACCACGACGCCGAGCUGGGCGCCACUGGCACUGCUGUUGGCACCACUGGCCUCGCUGCUCACCACAACAACGACAUUCGUCCAAGCCACGACACCGGCUACACUGGCUCGACCGUCGCCGCCCCAGGCAACACCACUUAUGACAAGGUCGAGGGGCACCAUGCUCCUCAUGGCUCGCAUGGUGGCUACUACACCCAGCCCACCGGCACAGGUGCAAGCCCGUACGGCCUCACUCAGCCAACGUACACAAAUGGCACUGCCACCAACUACUAG